GGCGGUGCGGGCGGAGCCCGUGUGUAAGGGGGCCGACGGGCCCUGCGGGGAUUGCUCGGCGCGGGUCUGCCCGCGGGAAGGCUGGAGCCUGCUGAGGGAUGCCCAAGAAGUUCCAGGGCGAGAACACCAAGUCGGCGGCGGCCCGGGCACGGAGGGCUGAGGCCAAAGCGGCAGCUGAUGCCAAGAAGCAGAAGGAGCUGGAGGAUGCGUACUGGAAGGACGAGGACAAACACGUCAUGAGGAAGGAGCAGCGCAAGGAGGAGAAGGAGAAGCGGCGCCUGGAGCAGCUGGAGCGCAAGAAGGAGACGCAGCGCCUGCUGGAGGAGGAGGACUCCAAGCUCAAGGGUGGCAAGGCGCCCCGCGCUGCCCCCAGUAAGGUCACCCGGGCCCAAAUUGAAGACACACUGCGUCGGGACCAUCAGCACAGGGAUACCGUCGACACAGCAGAGAAAACCAAGAGCCAUCUGGAGGUGCCGCUCGAAGAGAACGUGAACCGCCGCGUGCUGGAGGAGGGCAGCGUGGAGGCGCGCACCAUCGAGGACGCCAUCGCGGUGCUCAGCGUGGCGGAAGAGGCGGACCGGCACCCCGAGCGCCGCAUGCGGGCGGCCUUCACCGCCUUCGAGGAAGCACAGCUGCCCCGGCUCAAGCAGGAGAACCCCAACAUGCGGCUGUCGCAGCUGAAGCAGCUCCUGAAGAAGGAGUGGCUGCGCUCUCCGGACAACCCCAUGAACCAGCGGGCCUUGCCUUUCAACGCCCCCAAGUGAGACCAGAACUGGGGGGACCGCCCCAGAGGCGGUCCAGGCCACAACUCGACUGCGAAUGCCCUCUCACUGGGUCAGCUCUGAGGAUUUCAGAGAGUCCAGGGACCCUGGUACCUGUCCCUGGGGCUGUGUGCCAUCACCGCCAACCCUCUUUCGCCAGUGGGUCCCUGCUCUGAGUGACACCCUCAAUAUCCCGCGGCACCUGUGGAGCCCCGGGACUGAGCACCCAAUAAAGGCGGUGGGCAAGG
Urocitellus parryii (Arctic ground squirrel) is the source of this 1009-nucleotide messenger RNA. RefSeq names its product coiled-coil domain containing 124 (gene Ccdc124). Gene Ontology annotation, cellular component: nucleus. The record is from RefSeq and is a predicted model, not a curated record. Gene Ontology annotation, molecular function: transcription coactivator activity. NCBI's taxonomy places the organism in Eukaryota, Metazoa, Chordata, Mammalia, Rodentia, Sciuridae. Gene Ontology annotation, biological process: transcription by RNA polymerase II.